AUGAGAGGUCAUGGUACCUAUAACACAGAAUCAGGAAAAUGUGCAGCAUCAGUGGCUGGUGUGGUUGAACGCGUCAACAAAUUAAUCUCUGUAAGGUCAUUACACGCGAGAUACAAUGGUGAAGUUGGCGAUUUAGUAAUUGGCAGAAUUACAGAGGUUUCACAUAGAAGAUGGAAAGUUGAUAUAAAUUCAAGGCAAGAUGCGGUAUUGUUAUUGUCAGCUAUUAACCUUCCUGGUGGUAUACAAAGACGUAAAACUGAUGCUGAUGAACUUCAAAUGAGAAAAUUUUUCUCCGAAGGAGAUCUACUAGUGGCUGAAGUACAAGGACACUUUCAAGAUGUUCCGCAAGCGCUUGUGCAACGAUGUAAAACUCAUUUUCAUACUUUACCGUACGGAGUUGAUUUGGCAUUAGGUUUGAAUGGUUAUAUUUGGGUAAGCAAACAGACAACACAAUCAUCUAAAGAUCAAGAUUCCGACGCUAUUUACUCAAAUGAUAAUGAGGAAAUUGAUCAAGAAAGGCGUGAGGCAAUCGCGCGAGUUUGCAAUAGCAUCAAUGCAUUGAGUCGUCAUUUCCUUCAUAUAAAUGAUACGACGAUAAAGUUGGCAUAUGAAGCUUCUUUACACUUUCCGGUUAAGGAUCUAUUAAAAUUAGAUGUGAUGGAAGCCAUAACGAGUGAAGUGAAAGCUGGUAUAAGAUAG
Funneliformis mosseae is the source of this 699-nucleotide messenger RNA. NCBI's taxonomy places the organism in Eukaryota, Fungi, Glomeromycota, Glomeromycetes, Glomerales, Glomeraceae. The record is from the annotation of a GenBank genome assembly.